This is a messenger RNA of Closterium sp. NIES-65, 2877 nucleotides long. The record is from the annotation of a GenBank genome assembly. Lineage: Eukaryota; Viridiplantae; Streptophyta; Zygnematophyceae; Desmidiales; Closteriaceae.
AUGGCGUGUCUCGCUCGUCUCCGUCUCACGCUUUUGCUCCUCGUUCUCGGGUUGAAUCAACGCCUACAGCCCGCCAAUGCGCAGUCGAACAAUGACUGUUAUUGCCAAUACACAUCCUCCUCUUCACGAUACUACCAAUAUUCGUGCGGGUGCAACACGACUGCCUACGACGAGACCCAAGCGAGGGUGCUUGCGGAGUUCGUACCGUGCGGCCUGACAGACUCCUUCCAGCCGUCCUACUGCUCCGUGCAAGGCGUGCACUGCGACUACCGCGGCAUGGUCAACUUGCUGCAACUACAAUCCAACCAGCUGUCCGGGCCCCUUCCUGCCUCCUUGGGGAGAUAUCACGACGCGAGCAUGUUGAACAUCGACUGGUAUAACUUCACAUGUCCAAUCAACGAGGGAAGAUGUGUGGUGCACCAGUUUACACGCUAUCCAUUCUGCCGCUUCUGCCCGGGCUUCUGUGCCACUUGCAACCCUUCUUACCUGGCAUCCACAGAUUACAUGGACCAAGACUUAGAAGAAGUAACGGCCCCCGACAUCGCAGGCAUUGUGGUUGCGUCUGUGGUCAUCUUGCCUGUGCUGCUGCUGAUCGUGUACCUGACUUACACCCGUGUCAAGGAGCAGAGGGAGAAGGAGAGGCGGGAGAAGGAGAGCAAGGAGGAGGGGGAGGCGGAGAGGAUGGAAGGCGGAGGCAGUGAGGGGGAGAGGGAGGAGGGGGGAGAUGCGAAGGCUUCUGUGGUGGAGAGUGGCAGUGGAUGGUGGAUGUUCAAAAAGAGCAGUGGUGCUGGCGCAGAGGCAGCAGCAGGGGAUGUGAACGAGAUGGCAACGAAGAGCCACCCAAACCUGGUGAGGCUGAUGGGGUAUUGCUUCGACAUCAGCCCAGACACGGAGCGCAUGGAGCAGAUCGUCAUCUACGAGUUCGUUGACAACGGCGACCUCGACCGCUGGAUCGGCCCGAGUGAGCUUUCCUACCCAACCAUGCUGCCCUGCCUUUCACUGCAGCCCUUUGGAGUGGUGAUGCUAACGCUCAUCACUGCUCGCAAGGCGAUCUACAACGCGGAGGCAGAUCAGAUCAACCUCAAGCAGUGGGUGGCUCCGCUGCUAGCGGCGGGCGACGCGGGCGUGAUGAGGGACCCGCAGCUGGAGGCGCCGGACGACUUGGUGCUGCGCAUGGCCCGCCUCGCCCUGCGCUGCACGGCCAUGCCCACCGCCUCGCGCCCCUCCAUCAGCCGCGUGCUCGGUGAGCUGCUCGUCAUGAAGGAGGAGUUUCUCGGGCAGGACGAGGACCGCAUGGCGGCGCGCAUUGACCGCGAGCUCGAGAGCUCCGAGAAUCUCCCCGUUCUCCUCCGCGUGCCUCCCAUUCAACCAUUCCCAUUCCCGUUUCCCUCUCUUCCUCGCCUUCCCUCGUUUCCCUCUCUUCUCUCCCUUCCUUCGCUUCCCAAUCUUCCCUCCCUUCCCUCGUUUCCCUCCCUUCCCUCGUUUCCCUCGUUUUCUCUCGUCCCUCCCUUCCUGAGUUUCCCUCUCUUCUCUCCCUUCCCGCGGUUCCCUCUCUGCCCUCCCUUCCCUUGUUUCCCUCCCUUCCCUCGUUUCCAUCUCUUCCCUCCUUCCUUCGUUGCCCUCUCUUCCCUCCCUCCCCUCGGUUCCCUCACUAUCCUCCCUUCCCUCGAUUCCCUCUCUUCCUCCCCUUCCCUCGUUUCCAUCUCUUCCUCGCCUUCCCUCGUUUCCCUCUCUUCCCUCCCUUCCCUCGCUUCCCUCUCUUCCCUCCCUUCCCUCGUUUCCCUCUCUUGCUCCCCUUCCCUUGUUUCCCUCUCUUCCCUCCCUCCCCUCGGUUCCCUCACUAACCUCCCUUCCUUCGAUUCCCUCACUUCCUCCCCUUCCCUCGUUUCCCUCUCUUCCCUCCCUUCCCUCGUUUCCCUCUCUUCCCUCCCUUCCCUCGUUCCCUCUCUGCCCUCCCUUCCCUUGUUUCCCUCUCUUCCCUCCCUUCCCUCGUUUCCCUCUCUUCCCUCCCUUCCCCCAUUUCCCUCUCUUCCCUCCCUCCCCUCGGUUCCCUCACUAUCCCCCCUUCCCCGUUUCCCUCUCUUCUGUCCCUUCCCCCAUUUCCCUCUCUUCCUCGCCUUCCCUCGUUUCCCCUCUCUUCUGUCCCAUCCCUCGUUUCCAUCUCUUCCUUGCCUUCCCUCGUUUCCCCUCUCUUCCCUCUCCCCUCGUUUCCCUCUCUUCCCUCCCUUCCUUCGUUUCCCUCUCUUCCCUCCCUUCCCUCGUUUCCCUCUCUUCCCUCCAUUCCCUCGUUUCCCUCUCUUCCCUCCCUUCCCUCGUUUCCCUCUCUUCCCUCCCUUCCCCGUUUCCCUCUCUUCUGUCCCUUCCCAUGUUUCCCUCUCUUCCCUCCCUUCCCUCGUUUCCCUCUCUUCCCUCCCUUCCCUCCUUUCCCUCUCUUCCCUCUGGUUCCCUCCCCUCCCUCCUUUCCCUCCAACCCCUCCCUUCUCCCCCUUCUCCCCAUUCCCUCCCUUCUCUCCCUGCUUGCAUUCAGAAUCUCUCCUUUUCCUCCCUCCCCUCCCGUCUCUCCCUUCCCUCCCUUCUCUCCCUUCUCUCCCUUCCCUCCCUUCUCUCUCUUGCCUCCCUUCCCUCCCUUCCCUCCCUUCCCUCCCUUCCCUCCCUUCCCUCCCUUCCCUCCUUUCCCUUCCUUCCCUCUUACCCUCUCUUCCCUCCCUUAUCAACCUUCCCUUUCUUCCCUCUCUUUCCUCCCUUCUCUCCCCUCCCUCCCUUCCCCCUCUUCCCUCCCUGCGAUCUCUUUCUUCUCUUCUCUCCCCCCCCCCCUCCCCCCCCCCCCACCUUCUCCUCCAUCCCUCAGCACGGCCCCCAUCAGCGCCAAAAAUUUAG